Molecule: messenger RNA, 405 nt
Organism: Cooperia oncophora
Lineage: Eukaryota; Metazoa; Nematoda; Chromadorea; Rhabditida; Trichostrongylidae
Source: the annotation of a GenBank genome assembly
AUGAUGAUGGGAGUGGGUGGAGCUGGAGGUGCGAUGAGGCGUGCUCAAGCAAUACCACAUGGUUUUAUGGAUGCAAAAGCAUGCAAAACCCAUAAAGCGAUGAUGCAACAACGAGCUGCUAUGAUGUACCAAGGCUAUCCGAAUGGAGCGAGUAUGUCGCAACAACAGUACUUUAUGCAUAUGCAAAAGAUGCAGCAAACACGGUUCGCUAGCGGUGUCGAUCCGUCAGCAUCAGCGUUCAUGAGUAGUCAACGUAUGAUGAGCAUGCGAGGAGCGCCGAUGAGUGCUGCUGGACCGAUGAUGGAGCCAAUGGCGCCCACGGGCGGCUACCCUUCUGGAUAUUCUCAAGGGAUGCAGCCAUUCCCACCUCAACAGCAAUAUGUUGGACAGUUCUCGAUGAAUUGA